This is a messenger RNA of Spodoptera litura, 6472 nucleotides long. RefSeq names its product guanine nucleotide exchange factor subunit Rich (gene Rich). Gene Ontology annotation, biological process: retrograde transport, endosome to Golgi; intracellular protein transport. Gene Ontology annotation, molecular function: protein binding. The record is from RefSeq and is a predicted model, not a curated record. Gene Ontology annotation, cellular component: Golgi membrane; cytosol; Ric1-Rgp1 guanyl-nucleotide exchange factor complex. NCBI's taxonomy places the organism in Eukaryota, Metazoa, Arthropoda, Insecta, Lepidoptera, Noctuidae.
CAUUAAUUUAUUGACAUUACAGCAGUGGCGAAUUUUGUUGACGUUCUUGUUGGAGGAGCUAUAAUACAUUUGUAAUAUCAAUUCAUAUCAGAAUUUUUUAAUUUGCUUAAAAAUUAGUAACAUAAUCUGACAAAAGUGUCAAUUGUUAAAUCAUAUUUCUCACAAGAGUGGCAAAUGUUUCACAAGCAAAAUGUACUUUCCAAUAGGUUGGCCCAAAGUUCUGAAAAAUCUGGGAGCAGAUAAUCAAAUUAUAAAGCAAAUCGUGUCGAAUAGAGACAAGAUAUUGUUUGCUUCCUUGAGUGAUGACUGUUUAGCUGUAUGGUUUUGUAAGCCAAGUGUCCCCAUUGUGUACCACAAGAGGAGUACAGAAUCUCUUCAAAGACUUGGAGUAAAUGUCGGAGUGGAAUGGAAACCUGAUUCCUCUAUGAUAUGCAUCUCUACCUCAGAAGGGCAUCUAAUAUUGUACAAUGUAGAAGCUCAUAGUGAACAGACUGCGUACCAACAAUAUGACCCACCCACUGCAAGUUUACGUCGAGACUCCGCGGAGUUAUUUGUCAAGGAGGUCAUACCAUCUUUGAAAAUUACUCUGUUAAAAGAGGUGUUAGUAUGGGAUGGUCAGAUCACACGGAUGUGCUGUAUAUCUGGCACAGAGAUUCUGGUAUGUACCACCAGAGCCCAUCUACUGCGAUACCGGUGGGAUGGUACGCAGAACCGGGAUUACUGUCUCGACCUUGGAAGAAUACCAUUUUCCAUCAACCAACAGGUUUCUAAAGCGGAGCCGAUAUUAGAAGACAACACACAUGUAAAUGACAUAGAAUACUCGCCGCUGGUGUGUGGGUUUGGGAUAACUCUCAAUGACGGACGGGCCGCCUAUCUCACGGCUCCUAAUCUCAAGUUUGAUCCUAAUGCCGUUCAAGGAAUUUGGGCUCCUGGCAUUGAUGACGCGACUUGCGCAAGAGUCAACCACAAGUUUAGAUUAAUUGCUAUUGGCAGGAAAAAUUCUCAAGUGGACGUGUUCACGAUAGACGAGGCGACGGGUGGCUUGGAGCUGUCACAUACGAUGGUGCUCAGCUCCAAAGACUUUCCCGGCGACCCUGGACCUGUCAAGUGUAUGAGAUGGACAGCAGACGGUCGUGCAGUAGCAGUGAGUUGGGAGCGAGGCGGGGUGUCGGUGUGGUCCACGUUCGGUGCCCUGCUCAUGUGCUCGCUGGCCUGGGACUACGGACUCAACCAGGACCUUGGCAAGUCCAAUCCUUUGGUUGUGUCUAGUUUAGAAUGGGCGACUGAAGGGUACCAGCUCUGGAUGGUGAAAGUGGAAGGAGACUCCAGCACUAACAUCAUACAACUGGAUUUUGUGAAGAGUCCACUGAGUGUAAACCCUUGCAUGAGCAAUCAAAGACACCUCUACUUACAAGCAGAUGACAAACUGUAUGUGAACUUAGAAGACAAUCUAACGAAACGUACAAAAAUCUCAAUCAUUGACUCGUCUUCAGAAAUAUACCAGGCGGAGAACGGUCUACCCGACCAGCCUACGUUGGAAUAUGAGAGUAGUACUAACUAUAGGGAGUUUGUUGACGACAACGAGUGCAGGAAACAGUGGAUAGUGUUGCCUCUACCGGCUACUUAUAUUGCUACCAAUUGGCCGUUGAGGUACAGCGCAAUAGACGAGGCGGGCGUGAACGUAUGCGUGGCGGGCCGCACGGGGCUGGCGCACUACAACUGCGUGGCGCGGCGCUGGAAGCUGUUCGGGAACGAGGCGCAGGAGAAGGACUUCGUCGUCACGGGCGGCAUGCUGUGGUGGAGGGAUUAUAUUGUUAUAGGUUGCUACAGCAUUCUAGACGGUCACGACGAGAUUCGCUUCUAUCCCCGAGAAGCGAAGUUGGACAAUAGAUUCGCGAAGAUAGUUCGUGUACAAUCGCAAGUGUUCGUGCUCGACAUCCUGGAUGACCAGCUCGUGGUCUUCGGAGCUGAUGCCCUCGUCACCAUAUAUGAACUUAACUGCAUUGAUAAUACGGGGACGAUAGAGAUGCGCUGCGUGCAGGCGGUGGACGUGUCGGCGCUGUCGCACCCGGCGUGCGUGGUGGCGGCGCAGCUGUGCCGGCUGCAGGACCCGCCGCACCGCGUGCGCGCCUCCACCGUCUGCGUGCCCGUGCAGCGCCAGCCAGACUCCUUGGUGAUCAACGCCAGCGGUAAGCUGAUGAUGGUGCAGCGAGAAGAAUAUGACGUUGAUGAAGACAAUAAUCCGGCCUAUAGCUGCCUUCCAGCAACAGUUCUAGCAUCUUGCGUGGAAAGUGUCUGGUCCUGUGGCAGUGUGACUGGCUCACAGACACAACUGUCCCGAGCUCUAUGGCUCUGGUGUGGCGCUCUAGGCGCGAGAGUCUGGCUCCCCUUACUACCACGAGAUACGACCAGACACCCUGACUCGAGCAGACAUACGUUCAUGGCUAAAAGGAUCAUGCUGCCUUUUCAUCUUAAUAUUUAUCCAUUGACAAUUUUAUUCGACGAUGCCAUCCUGCUGGGAGCGGAGAACGACACAACUCUCUACGCUUCAGACUCCAGCUCAGUAUUCUCGCUGCCAUUCUGUGUCGUCAAUAGAACAAGCCAAGUCUACCUUCAUCAAAUUCUGCGGCAGCUGCUCCGUCGCAACCUAGGGUACCACGCGUGGGAGAUCGCACGCUCAUGCUCACAGCUAGCUUACUUCCCUCACUCCUUGGAACUGCUCCUUCAUGAGGUGUUGGAGGAAGAGGCCACCAGCAAGGAACCAAUACCUGAUGCCCAACUGCCGUCUAUUAUUGAAUUUGUUCAUGAAUUCCCCGUGUAUUUGCAGACAGUGGUACAAUGUGCGAGAAAGACAGAGAUAGCGCUAUGGGCGUAUUUGUUCUCAGCAGCGGGGAAACCGAAGGAAUUGUUCCAGGAAUGCUUACAACGCAAGAUGCUGGAUACCGCCGCCUCUUAUUUAAUCAUAUUACAGAACUUGGAAAGUUCAGCGGUGAGCAGACAGCUAGCGACACAACUCCUCGACACCGCCCUGCAGCAGGAGCGGUGGGAUCUCGCCAGGGAUCUCGUCAGAUUCUUGAGAGCUAUAGAUCCAAACGACGUGGAUUCACCGAGGAAUUCGGUGAACGUUCAAGCGAAAUACGGACAGGUGGUGCAGUCUCAGACUGUCAGUCCCAACGCUGAGGACCUGUCCGUCAUACUGGGCAGCAUGCAGUUGGCUGGCGGCCGCGGCCGUAGCUUCAGUACGACAGUAUCCCCCCGCGAGCCCUCGCCCCCCGCCCCGCCACACGCACCCCCCGCACGGGCCACUGCCGCUGUUAAGAGGAAGAAGUCUGUUCCUGCAAGAUCUGAAAGGGAUUCAUAUAGCGGGACAGCAGAAGAAUUCUUCAUAGAUAUGAUGAUACAACGUCAUGCGCGACUCCUUCUAUCUACCGCUCGACUUUAUGCGCUUGGUAAAAUGGCCGCCGCUUUAGACGUACACCUUGUUGCUUGGUUGGCCGGUGAAAGGGAACGAGCGGCCAGGGUAGAUAACGCAGUACUCUGUGUCAAGAAACUGCAUGAAGACUUUGCUUGGCCAUACCCUGUCAUUAAUGAAACGGAACAGUAUCUUCAGCGGAAGGGGAGCACUGUUGCAAGUACAUAUACACCCUCAGCGGAAUCAGAUAGUUUAUGCGGAGACAGCGGGUACAUGAGUCUACCGCUACGAGCUGCUUUACCGUUGAUGACUGGCGCAGUACCUGUGUCGCCUGGACCUGUGAGUUCUGCGGGAGAAGGCAGUGUAGCCGAGGGUGGUGGCGUGGCGUGGGGCGGCGAUGCUCUCGGUGCCGGGGAGGAACGACGGUACGCGGCACUCAUGGAGCGUCUGCAUCACCACCAGGCCGAGCGAGGCUCGCAUACUGCGCAUGUACAACUCAGAUACUAUCUACAGUUAAUGACGGAAGCUAGUUGCGUCGAGUGGGCAGUAAUAGUAGCGGUAGUACUCCGCGACGCGCUGGCCGUGCUGCGAACUACGAACGCGGCGCGGGGGAACGACGUCAGUCUCGACGCCGUACGACGACUGCGACGGACGCUGCAGGACAUCUGUGCGUGGACUGACGCUGAGUGUCUCGGCUACAAACCUUUCAUGAUGGCGAUCAGCAAUCAAAUCCCGUUCCUAACAUCGAUAAUCAACACUCGAGAGCGUCGACUGUCGAUGACAAAGUCUCGUGUUCGGACGCCUAGCACUAGCUCUUUAGGACAAGAGGUAAAACCAAAACCACAGAGUCAGGAAACUAAGCUCCCACCGCCACAAAAGGCCGAGGUAUCUAAACAAGCUGUGAGGAAAGAGUCAGCGGGGGUGGAGCCUGUCCCGUCGGUGGCCCCGCCCACGCCCCGCCCACCUGCGCCUGCGCGCGAUGACGUCUCCACCGGCUGUGUGCUCAUGUAAACCUCUUAAGCAAAUGUCAACGAGACGAAAUAAUUUGACGAAUUUGUCAUACUAAAACAACUAAAGUAAGUUGUUUUUUUAUUUAAAAAAAGUUAAUACAGAAGUAUGAUUUCAAUUAUAUUAAUGCCAAGGAAAAAUUAACGUUAUUCCACACAGUUAAAGUUGCUUGUUAUAAGUAUUCGUUUUAUUUCGUCUCGAUGACACGGCUUUCACGUUACGUAGUGUAAGUAAAAAGGUUAGUGUCAGUAUCAAUUUUAUUAAAAUAGUUGUACGAAUUGGUGUCUAAAGGCGGCCGUUGAAGCGAAAGUUUUUUUAUUAAAAAAGAAAAUUGAUGCUGUCACCCAAUUUUGUAUGAAACGUUUUGUAUCUGGAAUUAGACAAUUUUCUUCUACAAAUAGUAGUACUAGUUUAGUAGACGUCUGUCGAGAUUCUAGAUAGUAUUAAAAUUAAGAAUUAAAUUUGUUAUUAAUAAAUUUCAUACUUUCGUACUCUAGUAAGUUUCUUAUACUAUAUUUAUUAAAAAAUCUUCACUUUCGUCUCGACGUGUUUACUAUUUACUAAUCAAUGUACUUGUUUUGUAAAUAAUUAGGUAAAAUUAAAUGAAUCUUGUAGUAAGCUACUUUGGAACUUAUGAAUGAAAGUAGGUAUAGCGAAAGAUAUAUUAUUAUAAUUUUGGUGCUGAAUAAUGUAUACAUCUCGAUAUUUAUUUGUGUAAAUGAAUUUAUUUUUCUCUAGUCUAUUCUUAACUUUUAACAACUUAUUUCCACCAAUCUACAGAGGAGGCCGAAGUAAGGAACUUGAAUAUUUGAAAAAAGAAUGCAUGUUGCAUAAAGUGUCGACGUAAUAUUUUUACCUUUAUUUUCAUUGUGCCAGUUAAAAACUAAUUUAAAAUGCAACCUCUUUUUUUCAUCCCUUCUAUUUUUCUACUCUUUGGUCUCCAAAAUUAGUCUAAUUUCACUAUUAUCUAUUUGAAUGUUUAAUAUUAUUGUACUUAUAAAUAAUGGUAUUACAUAGUAGUUAAUAUUAAUUUAUCUCAUAUUUUAUUUUGAAAUCAAUACGGACAGCUAGUGUAGAUAUUAAGUCUAUGGGUUGGUCAUCCUGGACGAUAUUAGUAUGAAUUUAUUAUGUAGUUAUUUGGUAUAUAGGUUUAUGUGUAAUAAAUGUUAUUUAUAUAAACUUGUGUUAGGUAUUAUGCCAAAGGUGAAAAAACCUAAAAAAAUAAUAUUUUGUCUCUGGUAAAAAUAACAAAAACGGUUACAGUUGCGUCAGAAAACAUUAACGAAUUUAAAACACUUUUGCUUUAGAUUUUUAAGUCUCGAUCGUGACAUUAAAACAAGCAUUAGUUUUUUUGCGUACCAUUAAAAAUCAGCAAAAACAUCGUGGCGUCUUUUAACUUUUCACAAAUCAGAGACUAGACUUGUCUUAGACCACGUUUUAUAUUAAAUAAAAACAGUGAUACUUUAAUAUACUUUAUCACUUUAUGUUAUAAGCAAGUUAUUGGCUUCAACUACUAGACAGUUUUUUCUCUAUGAAAUAAUUAUCCGGUUAAAGAAUUCGACUUUGGGGUUAAAUAAUUAUCUCUAUUUUUCCAUCUUAGCAUCAGAUUCAGGUCGAGUAUUUAAAUACUAACAGUACAAGUAGAUGUAGAAUAAAUACUAAAUAUAUUUUAUCAGUAUAUUAUAUAAAAUUAUUUGAUUUAAUUUUGUCAAUAGAUUCGUCCGUAAGAACAGCAAUAAUAUUGGUAUAGUGUUGUGACUUAUUUUGCUCAUACAUACGAUGAUUAUUUUAUUUCUUGUGUUGCUCAACGUAUAAUCUCAUCGUUGUAUUUAGUGCUCAGAGAAUAUUUAAAAUUAUUUUAUUUUUAUACAAUGAUAAUCGUGAGACAUACUAAAUUAGUAGCUUCAGAGGGGUUAGUUCAAUUUUCUUUUACGUUUAACGAGAUCGAAACGUUACCGUCUUCGGUGCUCCGAUUGGUUGAUUCUUUGGAGCUGGCCAAUCAGAGCCUUUAGCCAAAAGCCACUUUAGCGCUUGUCUACAGAGAGAGUAGAA